UUGGUUUUCAUCUCACUCAUAUGUGGAGGAUCGGAGGCAGCCAGACCUGUAGUGGGUUGCUAUGGCAGUAUUGUUGUUACUCUUCAAUGGUGUACUUAUUUUUCUCCUGCUACAUGUAGGUGAUUGCCUACAGGGGAAACCAAAUCUCUGUGAUUUAAGUUGUUCUGGAUUUCCUACCUCUGAAUUACUCUAUCAGAAAGGGGUGAGAUACACUUACAGGUAUAGCACGACAAUUACCAGCACCCUUCACGGCUCCACUGGUGGCAGGAAUGGUCUGGCUUUGGACUGUCUGGUUGAUAUUGACGUGGUCUCCAAGUGUCACCUAAUGAUGCAGAUAAGGAAUCCACAGAUAAAACGGCUUUCCCCUCAAAAGGAGCACUCUGUGCAGCAUUUAAAAAGUCUGAGGGAGUCACUGGAGAGAACACGCCUCAAGUUCUCCCUCCAGAGGGGGAAGGUCACGGCCCUCUGUCUGCAGGAGGGGGAGCAGGUGUGGGCUCUGAACAUUAAAAGGGCUCUACUGAGCAUGUUCCAGACGUCCCCCAUGGCUUCCAAACUGACAUUAGAAAAUGAGACGGAUGUGUACGGCACCUGCAUCAGCAGGUACGAGAGGCGAGGACUCAUACUGCUGAAGACCAGGGAUCUAAAACAGUGCCAUCAGUCCAGGCUGGCAAACUUCUGGCCUCAUUCAGUUGCUCUGAGUGAAGACACAUCAAUGCAUUUGGAGCUACAGUGUGCUCAGCGCCAUGGCUCUGUAAUGGAAGAGGUUAACUGUACUGAGGCUGUAUCCAUGAUGACAUGGUCCAGGACUACAGGGAUGGUGAAAACCCAAACAGUGUCUAAGCUACUCUUGCUCAGAGCCCAGCCAGGAAGUCCUCUAGGAGCAGAUUCCUUAGGCACUCGUGUGCCAGCUGACCUUCAGUUUGAGGAUGAAGGAGCUGCAAGGCUGGGAAAAACUAGACCAGCAACACCACAGGAAGUUGGUCAGACUGUCAGGAUGUUAUGCAGCCUCACCUCAGACCCACAACUGGUAUCACAAGAGUUUAUUCAACUGGUGUUCCAGCUGAAAGAUCUGACUAUCUCUCAGCUCAAGACACUUUGGCAAGAAGCUUCUUUCAAGUGCCGCAAUGACUGGCAGCCUCUGUUGGAUGCACUGCCGGCAUGUGGAUCUGAAAACUGCAUCAUAUUACUGACUGACCUGAUGAGGAACAAAGAGGUGGAAGAAGAGCAGGCUCUCUCUCUCCUUACCACCAUAGCCCUCGUCCCUCAUCCUUCGUCAAAGAUCAUCUCCUCCAUCAAUGCUUUAACAGAGCUCCCAGAGCUGCGGUCCAAGACUCUGUUGGUUGGAUCAUCUCUAGUCUAUCAGUUGUGCCGGAGGUCUCAAAACUCCUGCACUGAGCUUUCUCAGGUACAGACCUUUAUGCAGAUCCUUGAGAAACCCCUUCAGGAGGGCUGUGAAGGAGUAGAACCCACUCAGGUGCAAGAGGUUCUUUAUGCUUUAAAAUCAGUGGGAAACACUGGUGUGUCUGCUUCUGCCUUCAUUCCCCUGCUAAGCCGUUGCAUGCUGAGCUCCUCAGCAGCCCUGCAGCUUAGGCUUGCUGCAAUCCAUGCCUUCAGACGCUUUCCCUGCUCAGCUGAUAGGUCUGUGCUGUUGCAGCUGUACAGCUCUUCCCAGGAGGAUACUGAGGUCAGAAUCGCCGCAUACCAGCAGCUCAUGCGUUGCUCUGACCUGGAUGUGUUUGAAGUGGUGAAGACGACCCUGAGGAGUGAAACUUCCAGUCAAGUGGGCUCAUUCGUGUGGAGUCACCUGACUAAUGUCCUGAGGAGCGAGGACCCCGCAAAGCAAGCCCUCAUUGAGUCGCUGCCCGACGACAUUAUCAGCAGAGAUUUUGAAGCCGAGUUUUUAAAAUAUUCCUCCUAUUCAGACUAUACUGUCUCAUCAGCCGUCGGAAUCAAGAAUGUGGAAACAUCUCUAAUUUUCUCCCCAAAAUCAUUUCUACCAAGAUCUGCUUCUGCCAACUUGACCGUGUAUUUUCAUGGCAGAGCCCACAACCUUCUAGAGGUGGAUCUUCAUGUUGAAAAUGCUGAACCAUUUUUAAAGAGCAUCUUUGGGCAGCAGCAGACAGAGAGAGAAAACGCAGCUCAAAGUGGAAAGCACGAGGCCAGGAGCACAGGGAGAAAGACGGAUGAUGGGCGUAGAGGAGAAAAAGAGACGUGUUUAUCGAGCACUGACAGCUACCUGAACCAGGCCCGAGAAAUGUUUUCUGGAAGAAAGAAAAUGGAUGCGAACAUGCCCAACUGCUGGGUCGGUGUGAAGGUGUUUGGGAAUGAGCUCAGCAUGUUCACAUGUGAAGAUCUCUACAAUCAAAUCAACCAGGUGUCGCUGAGCAUGGCUGGACUGGCUGUCAGACUGCUCAAGGGUCACGAGGUGCAGCUGAACCACAGAUCCAUGUUGAUGACAGAGGAGCUGGCUUUGCCAUCUCUGUCUGGUUUACCCAUCAAACUGGGCGUCAACAUGACCUCUCUUCUUUCACUGCAUCUGAAAGGCAGAGUCAAUUACAGGGAUUAUUCCCAUUUCUCCCUGAAUGGAUACAUCAAACCCAAUGCCUAUGUGAGUCUCUCGGCCAGGAUGGGGGUUGACGGGGCUCUGGGUCAGGCUGCGGUGGAGUGGGUGGCUGAGCUGAGGAGCUCCACGAAUCUGGACGGCAGCAUCCAGCUGCAGGAGGGGCAAGAUUUCAGGGUCACGCUUAAUACACCCGAGGACUUAAUGGACAUCUUCUCUCUCAGCUCGAGAGUGUUUCAGCUCAGUGGAGACCACAGAGAGGAGAUAAAGGGGCCAAAGAGUCGAGUACAGAAGACCACCUGCACACCGAAAACCUGGUCCAAGAUGGUGGGUUGGCAGCUGUGCUCCAACACCUCUUACCCAUCCCUUGCCACAGGUGUUGCUUUCCUCCCCUCUGGACCAGUGCACCUCUCCUUCAGACUGCUGAAGCUGGACAGAGGCCUCCAUUACUAUCUGCUUGAGGCUGCUUACUCAGUACAUCAUCAGAGAGGGACCUGGCUUCCCAGGGAGGCCUCCAUCCACCUCCUGCUAGCCACUCCUCAGUCCUCCAUCCCGAGAGACAUGUCUCUGGAUCUGGCCUUCAGCCCUCGCAGACUGCUGCUGAAGAUCAUUCAUCCUCUGAAAAGCAUCCAUAUACAUGGUCAACUUGAGCAAGAGAGGAACACUAAGUCAGCAAAGCUGGAGCUCAUGAUUGAUGGUGUUCAUCAUUACAUCAUGGGUUUGAUGGACACCCAGACCUUCCUGUCGGAGCAGAGGACUCGCUACCACCUUGAAGCCAAGAUGGCCCCCGAUCGACAUCCCAUGAUCCUCUCUGCUAAUAUAACUCGUGGGCUGGGGGGCAAAACAAGCUUUUCUGCCACUGUGAAAAAUGUCUUCAGAGAGCCUGCAUCACUGUUGGUGGCCCUGGAACGCAGGCGGGAUGGCAGCAGCAAGCAGUACUCUGUGGAGGCGGAGCUCCUCCUACCUGGUGUAGUCGGCAGCAAGACGCUCGGGGUGAUGGAGCAGAGGGGCUCACUGUGGAGCUCUGUGCUCAGGCUCAAGUAUGAUUUGGGAGUUGAUGCUCGCCACCUCCAUCAGGAGUGCUACACAUCUCAGAGAGUGAGGAGCGAGAGGGAUGCAAACCUCACAUACAUCAUGAGAGCCGAUCAUGAAUUCUACUGCACCAGCACCGCUCCUAUUAACCAUAAGAUCCACCUCAGGCAUGAGGAAAGCUUGAGCCAUGUUAAAUCAUCUUUGGAUAUUAGCUACGGCAAACACUGGGAUGAGAUAAACAACAAACACACGCUUCUCCUGAGCCAGUCUUUCAAAAACCAGUCCACAGAGAAUCACACCCACUACACUCUGGAGUUCAAUCUCCAGGCACCGGAGAAAAACAUGAACUACAGGACUCAGCUGCUACACUCUCACCUGACACAGCAAGGCUCUGAGAGAAGCACUCAUUUAAAAAUCAAUUACAACAAUCUGAUGCCGCUGGUGGCUGGAUUACACUGGAAAAACCCUCCUAAAGAUGCCCUGCACAAGAUAUGGGAGGGAUCGUUUAAUAUGGACACACCAUGGCUGUACAUUUACACUGCACAUAAGUUAAACCAGCUGCAGAGCCAAACGCUGCAGCUGACCUCUGAGCUGACAGCCAGCAAGUGGCUGACCAUCCGUAACCUGGUCCUGGAGGGUUUUUACAGGGACAGGGGGAGAGAGAAGGAGGCCCGAUUGGAGCUCUACACGUCAGCAAUCACCUACAUCCAAGCGGGGGGCUGGGGUUUGCUGGGUAAGCGGAGUGUGAAGGCCUCGUGCUCCUUGAGCUCGCUGUGGACUCCUCCCCUCCAAGGAGACAUUUCUCUGGAGGCCUCUAAAUUCAGCCACACCCUGCAAAUGGCCUCCACCUAUGGCAAGCAAAAUGUAACCCUCGCUGCUGCCCUGACCGCUGCUGAUAAGAAUUUGAAAAAGAGGCAAGGGAUUCUGAAGAUGAUCUACACAAAUCCAAAGAGUCUACCCACUGAAGUGGAGCUCGAGGGAGUAGUAGAGGAGCUGAAGAACGACAAGAGGAUGUAUAAGAAAACUGCCAUGCUCCAGCUCAGACAGCCCUUCCAGACCUUUCCUCCAACUCUCCUCCUCCGGGAGACUUUCACCGUCGACCUCCUCAAUGGCCUCUACGUCCUAGAGUCCAAAGCUGGUUUCAGUGACAACAGAGAGGUCGUCCACACCCUGACCCUGGGCUACCGACCACCGAGCCCUUUUGUUUGUUCUGCACUCAUCCACCCUUUCAGCGCCGACGCUAUUCCAUCAGACUCGGAAAUCUGUGUGACCGUAACCAGCGACCAGAACCAGAGAAAUAUACAAGGGAGGUUACGAGUUGGAAGCAAGGAGAGACUGACUUUCUCGGGGCAGCUUCAGCUGAACCCUACGCAUUCAACUCACCAAGCAAUAAAAGUUAAAGGCAACUUUUUCCAUCAGCUCCAGCUGCAGCUCCCCUCCUCUGCUUUAAUAGAGGGAGAUGUACUUUGGACCCCAAAAAGCAACAAUGACUUUGAUUACCAGGCCAAAGGGAAACUAAGAAUAGAGCGGCAAGAGUGCCAGCUUUCUGUGCAGCUGAAUGGAACAUCAGGCAGAGUUGGUCUGUAUUCAUCUCUUCGUCAUCCCUUCAAGUCAAAGAUUCCCAAAACAUUAGAGGCGUCUGCAGACAUGUCCAUGGUGACUGGCAAAGGGAGCAGCUCGGUGCAUGUGAGGGCUGACGGGAAGGACAAGCUGAAGCUGAAUGCGGACAUGUCCCACUACAUGCAGACGGGAGACAGAGCUGUAGGGCUGAGGCUGAACUUAUCCCAGAGCCUGCUACCUACAGCCACGGAUCUACAUGUAAACAUAGCAGGGAACGUGUCCUCAGACAGUGUCUUUCUACGUGGCUCCUUCACACAGGGAAUGCAGGCUCUGCUGGCCCAGCUCAAGGGGUCUUUAAAACACUCACAGGGGAUCCAGGUGGCUGUGACAGGGGACUUGAGGCACACGGUGACCAGCCUAGAUUUCUUGCCUCCAGUCCUCGGGUUGGAUGGAGCAUUGGGGCAGUCUGACAGUUUAAUCGAAGGACAGCUGAGAGUUAGAUUGAUGGAGAUAGUGUACAGCGUGGAGCUGCGACACCAGCGAGAUCCCGGAGCAGCUUUGGAAGGAGACGAUGAAGAAGGGAUGAUGGAAAAAAGGUUCCACAGGACCCACGACUGGCUGUGUGUUUGGUCCGGGGAGGAGCAUUUGUGUGUGAAUGCAAGCCGCCAGCAGGGGAAUCAAGGGACAGGAGAGGUCUACACACGACUUUCUCACUCUUUCCAUGUGCUGAGAGCCACAGGUGUACCUCCUAACAGUAGUCUUGAGGCUAAAUGGGCCCAGGAAGGUGAUGGAUUAUCAGUCCUGGGAGAGCUGCAGGUUGGACUUGAACAUCUUAGAGCGGAGUUUCAUGGAGGCAGGACAGACCACACCAACCCCCAGUGGGUAUUCUCCUCUAGGCUGCAGCACCAAGUCGAAGCCCUGCUUAAAAGAGGCCUGACACCCUCCUUUGAGGCUAAAGCGCAUUACCAGUCAGAAACAGAAGGACUGGACACAGGUUUGGUCCUUUACAUGGAAGAUGUGAGAGUUGCUGACAUCCUUUUAAAAGUUGGAUCAAUAAAUACAACACCUAUUUUGGUAGUGUCUCUAUGGCAACAGAUGAUGCUGCUCCAAGGACUCGUACCCACUUCCUUACAGAUGAACUGCACAGGGGACGUCACCGCAGACAGGCUCUCCGCUCACUGCUAUGGAAAUGUGGCAGACAGCCCGGUGGAGGCUCUCCUGCCUCCACAGACCUCAUUCAACGUCUCCAUCACUCAGUCUGGCUGUUCCACAGAUCUCAGCACUGUCCUGCAGGCUGAAGGAGCACAGAAAGGCAGUCUAAACCUGUCUCUAACUUGUGAUCCUCAGCUUAGUCUCCGGGCAUCUGUACAGCACUCAAUUGAGCCAAUAAAGAAGCUGCAAUUUCCUACCCACGGAGAGCUAUACCUAAACGUCUCAACUGCCCUUCUGCCUGGUGUGGAGGUCGGCCUGGAGGUCGGACGUUGUUUCUUUAGGGGUAACGUAGGGAAAGUCAAGGCUUCACAGACAGAGACUGAGCAGACUUCUUACACUGUUAAUGUGAGCAGCUUCUGUCCUCUGCAGGGAAUGAAACUCCCUGUGUCCCUGGCUCUGCGGGGCUUCCUCAAGAUUAUUCCUUGCCAGCUGACUCUGUCCGCCUCUGUGAAGGCGGAUAAUCAGAACCUCUCUCUAGACAUGAGCCAGUCCUGCAGGAGUCCAAACCUUUCUGGGGCCCUUACUCACUCCUUUCUCUGGCUGAGUGGUCAGGGUCUACCACAGAUCAUUUCUAUAGAUGCUAGUGCUCCUGAAGGCCCUGAACAGCCUGGAAGUCUCUUCAUCAAAGUUGGGACGUGUCACAUUAGAGCCACUCAAGUUGUGGAAACCAGAGGACGAACAGAGUGGCUACUGGCUCUGGAGUCUAUGUGCCCUCUGUUACAGGCUAAUAUAAAUGGGUCAGUACAGCAGGAUCCUCGGGGUAUCUGGACACUCAUGCUGGGCACUGAUAUGGAGGGCAGAAGGGGUUUUCUGAGGCUUAAUGCAAGGGCCUGGCCAGAGCUCAGUGUGGAUGGUGAACUCAGCCAUGACCUUCCUGCUCUCAGAGAUGUGCCUAGAAACAGCAGACUGAGACUAAGCACCAGGUCAGGAAAACUACGAUUUGACGCCGAAGCCCUCGUUCAGAUGGAGGAGUGUGCCGUCACAGCCAGUGGAGCUGUGAUGUCCCAGCUGGGCCUGCAGGGGUCGCUGAUGUAUCACAACAACUGUACAAUGAUUCAGGAGUUGGGCAGUCCAGACAGGAUGCAGGCCUCUGGGUCUCUGGUUGUGUCUUCAACGUCUGCUGAAUCCCAGCUCUCAAUGGCGAUCGACAACGCCAGGUUGCACACUUUAGUGUUGGUCAAUAAAACCAAGGACGAAAAUGAAGCGACUCUUAAUCUAAACCACUCUGUGCCCCUGUUGAAGAAGCUGGGUCUCCCGCUAAACGCUGCAGUGACAAUGAAUUCUGGGAGUCACAGGAAUGGUUCACACUUUUACACAUUCAACAGCAGUGCAGGAAAUCAAAUGGUAAGUCAUGCUGUGUCUGUGGCAAAGACGUCUGACACAGUGAGAGUAAACAGUCAUUUUAGACACACAGUGAAUUGUCUGAAGAAGCUGGGAGUCUCCGUCAACAACAGCAUCCAGGUGGAGUUUGGUUCUGCUGAGGGGAAAGGCAUGAGCUUACAGUCCCAGUUUGGUGGUCAGCUGGCAGGACUGAGGCUUAAGAUGAAAAAUGUUCCCAUGACCAAAGAAAUAAGAGGAACCAUGUGGCACAGCUGGUCAUGGCUACACGACAGAGGCCUGCCAUCUAAUAUAGAGGGUCUUUGCUCCAUCCAAGGAACCUUCUCUCAGCAUCGGUCCAGGGCUCAGCUCACUGUGGAGGGACACAAGCUGCUCACAUCUGGCUUGAAUUUCAGUGGCACCAAUGGACAUUUGUCUGUUCUCCUCUCCUACUCUCCUCCAGCUUUCAAUCAAACAAGAACUCAAUGCCAUCUGGACGCCGUCCUCACUGCUCAGUUCAAAGGCCCUCUGAGGAGCGCUUUAUUAGACAUUCGAAGCCAGGAUUGGAGGGUCAGAGCGGUGGGGGAUGUUGGUGUUUGGGGCGCACAUGGAGGAACUAAGGAGGCCAGAAUCACACUGAAACAGACAGUACAGGGACAAGCCACUCCUGCUUUUCAGGUGGAGGCCUGGGGAAGACUUACUGAGUCACAGCUGAGGUGCUCCAUGGCUGUAAACCCUGAACUCAGCACCUCACUUGCACUCAUUGUCCAGGGACACCAUGUCCCUCAUAGCAAGGACCUGAUGGUGAAGGUGGUCCAGAAUAUCCCCACAAUGCUGGUCUACCUGCCUUCUCAGACCAAUGUCCGAACGCAGUUGAACCACUCUCAGUCCACUGUGGUGGGUUUGGUGGAGGUGAUGUCAGGCAGGAGGAAGCUGUGGGCUGUUGGAGAGCUGGCAGCGAUAGAGAGCGGAUACAGGCAACUUCUAGAGGUCAAAAACUCGUACCCACAGUUGAAGCCACUCCCCAGGACUGCUGCAGUGAGGACAGUGUACGAGGCUCGGAAAUGGAGCUACCAAGUUCAGCAAGCUGCUGUGUGGGGAAGCCAGGAGUUCAGCUUGUCUGGUCUGUACUCUGCUCCACCAGCACUGGAGAUGGGAAACCAGACAAUCAGGGUUCAGAUCACCUGCAUCCCCCGUUUGACUAAUUUGGAUGUGAAGCUGGAGCGUUCGCUAAAUGCAGGACUGGAUAGUGUUUUGCUGGACUGGAUGAGGCAUGGACAACUGGAGCAGGUCAGAGUUCUGAGCUCGUGGAAUCGCUCGGAGGACAUAAAUACAACCAAACUGGAGCUGAAACAACCAUUCACCUCUGCGCUCAGACACCUGUCGCUGCACACACUGACGCAAAGCUCACGCAGAGACCGACGCAGCAGCCACCAGGUACAACCAGAGCUUCACACAGUUGUCUUAUAUUUCGUCUGGGUAUAA
Messenger RNA from Pundamilia nyererei, 9166 nucleotides. RefSeq lists its product as uncharacterized. The transcript has 58 exons. The record is from RefSeq and is a predicted model, not a curated record. Gene Ontology annotation, biological process: lipid transport. The coding region runs from base 62 to 9166 and encodes 3034 amino acids. NCBI's taxonomy places the organism in Eukaryota, Metazoa, Chordata, Actinopteri, Cichliformes, Cichlidae. Gene Ontology annotation, molecular function: lipid carrier activity.